Messenger RNA from Penicillium verrucosum, 1254 nucleotides. RefSeq lists its product as uncharacterized. The transcript has 6 exons. The record is from RefSeq and is a predicted model, not a curated record. NCBI's taxonomy places the organism in Eukaryota, Fungi, Ascomycota, Eurotiomycetes, Eurotiales, Aspergillaceae. The coding region runs from base 1 to 1254 and encodes 417 amino acids.
AUGUCUAGAUUCGAUCCCUCGAAACCGAUUGAUGACCCGACGGUCUGGUACCCAAAGGACUUAUUUUUCACCAAAAGCACAAGAACGACCGUCACUGCAUUCGAUGCUGGAGAGGACACUGGAAAGACAUUCCUCUUGGACGAUGAAAAUAUGGUCGCCUUAAGCAGAUUUCUAUGGACUGGGAAGUUGCUCCCAACCAACCGUGAUACCUACACCAACAUUUUAGGACUCACGGACCUAAGCGCAAUGAACGACAAGAUCUGGAAUGAGGUGGAUAUCCUACUAGGAGAUUAUACCGAGAUUUCGAAGGGCUGUACCAAGUUUCAAGACGAAACCUGGAACGGUCUUGUGAUACUAUCCGGGGCAAUCAAAACGUAUGCUGCUAUGGCAGGCGGAAGUACCGACAGCUCGUAUUAUUCAGGCAUGUUGGAGUGGAUUGGAGAGUACAAUGAUGAGCUGGGAAAUGAGACUCCUGAUCAAAAGAAUCUUGACGAACUUUCGAAGUCUAUCAUGGGGUUAAUCAAAUCAGAAGAAACCAAAAUUGACGACAUACAGGCAAAGAUCAAAGAUGCUCUGGAAGCGUUGAAUCUGUUCCAUACAGAUUGUAAGGGAUACGAGUCCAGUCUUGAGGGACGCGCGAAGAGCCUUGAAUCGCUUCUGGAGGAAGAGGGAAAUGAUAUCAAACAUUUGGAUGAAAAGAUUGCGGAGGAACAGAAGAAAAUCCAGGACUUGCAAGUGGAAGUUGACAGAGAUCACGAGAAGAUCAAAGAUACUGCCUACUACGUCUGGAUACCGUUUGUUGGCACUAUUGCUGGUAUCACAGUAGAUGUUCUCGCCGAACAAGACCUCAAGCGAUUGGAAGCCAGCAUGAAAGAGAUCCGGAAGCUGCUCGACGACAAUGAGCUCGCGCGGGAUACUGCUAUCCGCUUGCAGGGUGACAUCAAAACAAUGGGAAACCAAGUGACAGACCUAAUAAGUGUAAUCCAACCUGCUAUUGAGACACUCGAACUACUUCAGGGAGCUUGGGGUGAGAUGGCCGCCGACUUGAAUACAGUCAAGGAAUUGUUUGUGGACGAAGAGCAGUCGAUUCCACCAAUGAAGCUGGCAAAGAGACAGCUGGCAACAAUUGUUGAUGCUUGGAACGAAUUGAAGAGCUACGCGGAAUCCUACAUCGAGCAUGCUUUCAUGACCACCGACCCGGAAGUGGUCACCAUCGAGAAAUAUCUGGUUGAUCUGGGAAGUCGGACAAAGUAG